Molecule: messenger RNA, 3537 nt
Organism: Laetiporus sulphureus 93-53
Lineage: Eukaryota; Fungi; Basidiomycota; Agaricomycetes; Polyporales; Laetiporaceae
Product: heavy metal translocatin
Exons: 10
Coding region: 388-3537 (1049 amino acids)
Biological process (GO): monoatomic cation transport; copper ion homeostasis
Cellular component (GO): membrane
Molecular function (GO): ATP hydrolysis activity; copper ion binding; ATP binding
Source: RefSeq, a predicted model, not a curated record
CAGACCAUCACCGUUCGGCAUUCCACGGAGUUAUCUCCGCCGGCCAUCAGAACGGCCAUCGACCAGGCUGGGUUCGACAUCGUCGGCACUCCUACCGAUUCCAGCGAGCGUCCUUCACUUUCGUUUUCCCAUAGCAUCGCUCAACUUCCCGCCCUCAUCACGAGCAAAUCCAAGAAGCACUUUGACCAAUGCGUGCUUUGUCAGGCUGAGUACCGAGCCUCGGUGGAAGCAGGAUCCUCCCGACCCGAACGCGAGAAGUUCGGCGAAGAUACUAUCUUUUCAUACCUGGACGAUAAGGAAGUCAUCUCUGGAAGCCAAGCUGAGAAACGUCAGGCCAUCUCUCCAGUCAGGGACGACGCCCGACAUGUCAUAUUGUCUAUAGGGGGGAUGACCUGUGUGUCUUGUUCCAGUGCUGUGACACAUGCACUUGAGGAACUGCCUGGUGUUUCCGACGUCACGGUAAAUCUGCUUGGCAAUUCGGCCACACUCGUCAUUGCACGUGAAGACCUCAUUCCAACGAUCACCGAGACCAUUGCGGACAUUGGAUAUGAGGCUGAAGUCGUCAAUACCGAGCCACUGCACCCUCCUUCCGUUCCUCGACAUGUGCCUCGUGUGGGAAGCGACGGGCCUCAACGCCUUACAUUAUCGGUGGGUGGCAUGACAUGCGCCUCAUGCUCCAACACCAUCACGGACAUUAUGUCUGCGAUUCCUGGCAUCUCGGAUGUGGUGGUCAACUUGCUAGGCGGCUCGGCUACUGCCGUCGUAGAGCGCAAGGAUCUUGUGUCACAGGUCGUCGAGGCAAUUGAAGACGCUGGGUAUGAGGCAGAAUUGAUGAGUACGGAAUCUAUGCACACAUCCGCUCAGGACGAAGACCACGAGACUGGUCCACGCACCGUCGCUCUGAAGGUUGACGGGAUGUUUUGCUCGCAUUGUCCCGAGAAGGUCAUGACAAUGCUGUCAACCUUCGGAAACCGUAUCACCAUCGUCAAACCACUCACGAGCCAGACCGACCCCAUCCUUCGCAUAUCCUACGUACCAUCUCCACCGUCUUUUACACUCCGGCAUAUUAUACGCACUGUAGCGUCCGCAGCCGCACCGGCCAAGCAAUUCACUGUAUCCGUUUACCACCCUCCCUCACUAGAGGACCGUGUGAGGCACAUGCAGAAGCGCGAGCAGCGCGACCUUCUCUUCCGUCUCCUAUUCGCGAUCAUCGCUGCGAUCCCGACUUUUAUCAUCGGGAUUGUCUUCGUGGACCUACUGCCUUCCGACAAUUCCAAACGAAUGUGGUUCGAGAGUGCGAUGUGGAGGGGAGAAGCUUCGAGAUCAUCAUGGGCAAUGUUCUUCCUGGCGACACCGGUAAUGUUCUACAGUGCCGGCACGUUCCACAGAAGGAGCUUAAAGGAAAUACGGGCACUCUGGAGACCGGGCAGCAGAACGCCUAUAUGGCGACGGUUUGUCAGGUUCGGCAGCAUGAAUCUAUUGGUCUCUACCGGUGUUACAGUGGCGUACUUCUCGUCGAUUGCGCUGCUUGCGUUGUCAGCAUUGAAGUCUGCGCCUGCCUCCAAGAUUGGGCUGACCACUACCUACUUUGACUCUGUUGUGUUCCUGACUAUGUUUUUGCUGAUCGGUCGUUUCCUGGAAGCAUAUAGUAAGGGACGCACUGCGGAUGCCAUAACCGCUCUCGGGAUGCUCCGACCCUCGACAGCUGUAUUGAUUGUACCGUUAUCUGAGGCGAACAGCAUCCAUUCUUCAUCCUCCGGCGCAGCUUCCAGUGAUGUUGACCCGGAGAAGGGUGACGCCACUCGAGAAGAUAUCGAACUCUCCACAAAGACUGGCAAGACCGCUAUGAGAAUAGACACCGAACUCCUGGAGGUAGGGGACAUUGUCCGUGUCCAGCAUGGCGCAAGCCCUCCGGCGGAUGGCACAGUGAUCUCCGGCGAUAGCGGUGCAUUCGACGAGAGCUCCUUGACUGGCGAGUCCAGACUGGUGAAGAAACAAGCCGGAGAUCAGGUUUUUGUUGGUACGAUCAACAAGGGUGGCGUGGUUGACAUCAGGGUAGACGCAAUCGGCGGCGAGACAAUGUUAGAUCGUGUCGUCAAGGUGGUGCGCGAGGGACAGACCCGCAGGGCUCCCAUUGAACGCGUGGCGGAUCUGCUCACUGGAUACUUUGUUCCGGUCGUCACCCUCAUUGCCGUCGUCACUUGGGUAAUCUGGCUCGGCCUUGGUUUGGGUGGGGCUCUGCCUAGAAGCUAUCUGAACAUCGAUGUCGGCGGAUGGGUGGUCUGGUCACUGGAGUUUGCUAUAUCGGUAUUUGUGGUAGCGUGCCCGUGCGGAAUCGGUCUUGCUGCUCCUACUGCACUACUCGUGGGCUCUGGACUCGCCGCGAAGCAUGGUAUCCUUGCUCGAGGAGGCGGAGAGGCCUUCCAAGAAGCAGCACAGCUCGACAUUAUCGUCUUCGAUAAGACCGGGACGCUGACGGAGGGCGGUGAUCCUCGCGUAACUGAUGCUGAGAUCGUGACUCAAGGCGGCGACUCACUUCAGACAAGGGAAGUCAUCCUCGGCAUCGCAGCUGAGUUGGAGUCGGCCAGUUCCCACCCUUUGGCAACUGCUCUCCGCCAGUAUUGUGCUGAGAACGCGGCCGCGGCUCAAACUGCUUCUGGAUUCGAAGAGACCCCAGGACGCGGCGUAAAGGCGCGAUUCGACGAGCUGCGCUACACGGCGAUCAUCGGUAACGAGGCAUGGAUGCAGGCCAACAACUGUCCGAUCGACGGGAGACUAGUCGAUACGCUGAACACGUGGAAAGCACAGGGAAAGAGCGUGGUCCUCCUGGCGCUUCGCGACGAACCGCCUGACGCCCAGCCCGGAGCAUUUCUCGUCGUUGCAAUCUUCGCGGUUGCAGACCCUCUGAGACCGGAGGCUCAGACUGUCAUCGAGAAGUUGCACGAGCAAGGCCUUGGCACAUGGAUGAUCUCCGGAGACAAUGAGAUCACUGCCAAGGCAGUUGCCCGGAUGGUCGGCAUACCGGAGACGAAUGUGAUCGCCGGAGUCUUGCCUCAUGAAAAGGCGGACAGGAUUCGGUGGCUGCAACAGGUCGGUAUGAAGAGGCAGCAGAAAUCAUGGAGACGUUUCUUCGGAAAGAGCAAUCUGAACGAACGCUGCAUCGUGGCUAUGGUCGGCGACGGUAUCAAUGACGCUCCGGCUUUGACAGCCGCAGAUGUCGGAAUCGCUAUUGGGUCAGGGAGCGACGUCGCCAUCUCAAGUGCAGCUUUCAUUCUCGUCUCAGCGAACCUCAACACGCUACUUACCUUGACCGACCUCUCACGAGUCGUCUUCAAUCGGGUCAAAUUCAACUUCUUCUGGGCGACGUGUUACAACCUUGUCGCUGUGCCCAUCGCAGCUGGCGUCAUUUACCCCGCCGGUAACGCAAGAUUGUCGCCAGUAUGGGCUUCUUUGGCUAUGGCAUGGUCGUCUGUGUCGGUCGUCUGCAGUUCUCUGAUGCUGAAAAUGUAUAAAGCACCGCUCACUGAGCGGACAUGA